This is a messenger RNA of Oncorhynchus nerka (sockeye salmon), 1236 nucleotides long. RefSeq names its product retinol-binding protein 1-like. Gene Ontology annotation, molecular function: fatty acid binding. Gene Ontology annotation, biological process: fatty acid transport. The record is from RefSeq and is a predicted model, not a curated record. Gene Ontology annotation, cellular component: nucleus; cytosol. Bases 504 to 866 code for a protein of 120 amino acids. NCBI's taxonomy places the organism in Eukaryota, Metazoa, Chordata, Actinopteri, Salmoniformes, Salmonidae. The transcript is spliced from 5 exons.
AACAAAAUCUGUUUGCAUAAAGCUCCGUAGGGAGGAGUUUACGCUUUCCGUUGUGCAACGUUUGCAUUAGGGAAUCGAUACCCGGGAAUAGAAGGAGUGAAGGUAGCAAAGGACAGUCAUUGUGGAUACAACCGCCGCUCUAAAACAUUCCAGCAGUUCAAUCAUUCCUUUAUCGAGUUGCAGUUUUGCGUAAAGCCUCAUACCUUCCGACUGACACUAGCAGACAGAAGGUUAGCUCACAGGUUGCAUAAGUGUUAUUAUUAUCAAACAAUGCGGUAGUGGUGAGAGCAGUGAAAAGAGAAGAGAAAGAGAGUAUCUGUAGAGAAGAGGCAACACUGUGGGUUACAGUUUUCUUUGUUGAGUUCCUCUGCAAAACUAAAGGCUAAAAGAUGUCUAAACCAAAUUACACAGGAACAUUUCACAUGGUGUCUCAAGAUAACUUCGAGAACUACCUAGCAGCUUUGGAGCCGAGUGAUAGAUCAUCAUGGCGCCUUAGCCUGUAAAUGACCCUGGACACAGACAGGGAUAUUAAUUUUGCCCUGCGGAAGAUAGUGUGUAUGUUGAAGCCCACUAAACAGAUAGUCCACGACCCGGCCACGGGCAGUAUGAAGAUCCGCACACUCACCACCUUUAAGGACUUUGAUAUGGAUUUCAAACUGGGUCAGGUCUUCACCGAGGACCUGGGACCUGUGGAUGGACGAGUCUGUCAGACCACAGUGGACUGGGAGGGUGAUAAGCUGGUGUGUGUUCAGAGAGGAGAGAAGGAGGGAAGAGGAUGGACACACUGGCUGGAGGGAGACAAGCUACACCUGGAGAUGAGAGUUGGAGAUGUGGUUGCCAGGCAACUCUUCAAGAAGGCAGACUGAAACCACUGGGAAGGAUCCCGUUCAUCAACUCAACAUUCAUGAUUCUCAUUAGAAAAGUCUAGGACUUGGUAUAUAAGUGCCAAAGUUAUACAAAUAUGAUCAUCAUUGUUUUAAAACCAUUACUUAAUGGACAACAUUUAAGAUAUUUUUAAUUAGUGUGCUAUUUCACUGUGGGAAAGAUUGUCAAUGAUCAGUUUUUUAAUGUUGUCAUGGUACUGUGAACUGUGUAAACAUUCCCAAUGUGUUUUCUCAUAUAUCACUACGAUAGUUCACAAUGCCAUUGAAUGUUCCCUUUUGUGUUGAAUGUGGCUGUUCUGUGUCCAAAUAUACCACCUGAUGCUCCACACUACAAAUACAGAUGUUGCCUCUU